Messenger RNA from Doryrhamphus excisus (bluestripe pipefish), 1533 nucleotides. RefSeq names its product potassium inwardly rectifying channel subfamily J member 16a (gene kcnj16a). Gene Ontology annotation, biological process: regulation of monoatomic ion transmembrane transport; potassium ion import across plasma membrane. Gene Ontology annotation, molecular function: inward rectifier potassium channel activity. NCBI's taxonomy places the organism in Eukaryota, Metazoa, Chordata, Actinopteri, Syngnathiformes, Syngnathidae. Gene Ontology annotation, cellular component: plasma membrane. The record is from RefSeq and is a predicted model, not a curated record.
AUAUCAUCAACUCUCAGUGGCUGAUGACAAAGCGUACACGCACACGCACAGUGCGAGCAGCUCAGCGGGUCCGCUUCCCGAUCCAAGAUGGCUGCCAUGUGGCCUUUUGAGUGCAUCCUCUCACUCAAAGGUCACUCAAAGAUCUGCCCCGCAGACACAGGAGGCGUCACUCCUGUAACUAUUCCUCUUUUUUUUUCCCCCCCAGGAGGACCUGGAAUGAUUACACCAGUCCACUCAGGACUUCGACCUCUGCUGCUCCUCACGCUCGCUCACAAGGUUCUGAUUCGACCCGGACCCGACCCCCUUGCUCCACGACACCUCCACGGGUGCGGAGUGUGGAUUCAUUCCAGCAGAGCAGCGCCCAGCCGACGUGCACGCCCACCCUCAGGAUGUGGUACCAAAGUGUGCAAGCCAGCGAUGAGGUGACGGCGGUGAAGUCGGAGUCCAGGAAGCAACGCUACGUGCGCAAGGAGGGAAGCUGCGACGUGGUGUUCCGUCACGUUCCCGAGGAAUGGCUCCUGUUCGUUACGGACAUCUUCACCACGUUGGUGGAGAUCCGCUGGCGGGUGAUGUUCCUCAUCUUCGCUUUGUCCUACAUCCUGUCCUGGCUCUUCUUCGGGAUUGUGUUCUGGGUCAUCGCUUUGGCUAACGGGGACGUGCAGGACCCCAAGACGGCGCCGUGCGUCUACGAGGUGCGCAGCUUCACCGCCGCGUUCCUGUUCUCGUUGGAGACGCAGACCACCAUCGGGUACGGCACUAGAGGAAUGUCGGAGAACUGCGCCGUGGCCAUCGUGGCGGUCACGAUCCAGGACGUGGUCAGCUGCUUCAUCGACACCUUUGUCAUCGGCAUCGCCGUGGCUAAGAUGGCGUCCGCCAGGAAGCGAGCCCAGACGGUGGGAUUCAGCAGCUGCGCCGUCAUCAACCUCCGCGACGGCCACCUGUGCCUCUCUUGGAGGGUGGGCGACUUCCGCCGCCAUCACCUGGUGGAGGGCACGGCCCGCGCUCAGAUCGUGCGCUCCACCGUACACGCCACCGGCAAGGUGGACGUCACCUACGAGGACCUGCUCCUCCAGCAGCCCGACAUCGUCCUGGUCACGCCCACCACCCUCUGCCACCGCAUCCGAGCCGGAAGCCCGCUCUUCGGUAUGAGCCCCGCCCAACUGCGGCACUCGGACUUGGAAGUGGUGGUGUCCUUCACGUACACGGACGACAGCACGGGGACGCUGCACCAGACGCGCACGUCCUACACGCCCGAAGACAUCCUGUGGGGUCACGUCUUCCAGGAGAUGAUCCGUGCCGGCAGGAGACGCUACACGGUGGACUACUUCCUCUUCAACCAGACCGCCAAGGUUCUUCUCCCCGAGCUCAGCGCCGAGGCCUACCAGCUCAAUAAGCGACCCUCGCCCAGAUCUCGUCGCCCCAAUGACGUCCGAGUGGCGGGGGAAGGCGACCAAAAACGCCCUGUCAUGUUAGCGCCACCUGACGCCAUUCGCCCAGAAAUGUCGUGUUAGGAAUUUCACAAUAAAAGCAUGA